Kwoniella botswanensis is the source of this 1311-nucleotide messenger RNA. RefSeq lists its product as uncharacterized. The transcript is spliced from 10 exons. The coding region runs from base 1 to 1311 and encodes 436 amino acids. Gene Ontology annotation, molecular function: ATP binding; ATP hydrolysis activity. Gene Ontology annotation, biological process: endosomal transport; vacuole organization. Lineage: Eukaryota; Fungi; Basidiomycota; Tremellomycetes; Tremellales; Cryptococcaceae. The record is from RefSeq and is a predicted model, not a curated record.
AUGAGCAACUCAAACUUCCUAGAUAAAGCAAUCGCGUUGGUGCAGAAAGCUAUAGAUGAGGAUGUCAAGCAGAACUAUGCAGAAGCAUAUAAGCAAUAUCAGGAUGCGUUGGAUUACUUCAUGAUGGCGAUGAAAUACGAGAAAAACGACAAACUGAAAGAACUGAUCCGAAAGAAAUUCACUGAAUACCUCGACCGCGCCGAGAAGCUGAAAGAGCACAUUGCCAAAUCGGAGGAGAAACGUACAAAGGCCAAAGUGGGUGUGAAUGGUGGGGGUGGAUCAACGGCUGGCGGACCAGAUGUCAAAGAUGGAGGUGGGGAAGGGGAUGAUCCAGAGAUCAAGAAGUUGAGACAGGGUUUACAAGGUGCCAUCUUAUCUGAAUCGCCCAAUGUCCAAUGGGAUGAUGUAGCUGGAUUAGCCCAAGCUAAAGAAGCGUUAAAAGAAGCUGUCAUCUUACCUAUAAAGUUCCCUCAACUGUUCACUGGAAAGAGAACACCCUGGAGAGGAAUCUUGUUAUAUGGACCACCGGGGACGGGUAAAUCGUUCUUAGCGAAGGCUGUGGCGACAGAAGCGAAAUCGACUUUCUUCAGUGUGUCAAGUAGUGAUUUGGUAUCGAAAUGGAUGGGAGAAUCGGAAAGACUUGUCAAACAACUAUUCCAAAUGGCACGUGAACAGAAACCAGCGAUUAUAUUUGUCGAUGAGAUUGAUUCCCUAACUGGUACGAGAGGAGAAGGAGAGUCAGAAGCUUCGAGACGUAUCAAGACUGAGUUCCUGGUGCAGAUGAACGGUGUAGGGAAUGAAGAGACUGGUGUGUUGGUACUGGGAGCCACCAACAUCCCUUGGCAGUUGGAUCCUGCUAUUAAACGUCGGUUCGAAAAACGUAUAUAUAUCCCUCUUCCUGAUGUUCAAGCUAGAAGACGGAUGUUUGAGCUCAACAUCGGUACAACACCCAAUGGUCUGACGCCUAAAGACUUCACCACCCUAGCUGAACAAACGGAAGGAUACUCCGGAAGUGAUAUAGCAGUGAUAGUGAGAGAUGCGUUGAUGCAGCCGGUCAGAAAAGUAUUAUCAGCUACUCAUUUCAAGGAGGUUCAGUCGGAUGGUAAAACCAAGCUCACGCCAUGCUCACCCGGAGAUCCAGCAGCUAUCGAAAAGACAUGGACGGAUGUAAACUCGGAAGAACUACUAGAACCUCUGCUAAGCGUGAAGGAUUUCGAGAAGGCAAUCAGCGUGAAUAGACCUACGGUGACACAAGCUGAUAUCACCAAACAUAUUGAAUUCACAAAUGAAGCCGGUGGUGAAGGAGCUUAG